AAUAGUCCAAAACCGAUAAUAAGAAUAUUGAAUUUUUCCCUGCAAAGAAGACAAUCCAUGGGAUAUUUUUGAGGAAUUCCUCACAAAAUACAACUGCAAAGACAAUUUCAUUCUAUAACAAAAAAAGUGUAAACAAACAUAUCCAAAAUGAUUGGACUAAAGUUCAUCUCUAUGGCAAAGCCUCGGAAAAUACUUGCAUCUUCAUCUCGACCCACUGACCCUUCACCUUCUCUUCCAUCUCCUUCUCCUUCUUCUAAUAACUUAAACCCUCCACUCCUCAAAUCCCAACCAAGACUGGAGCUGCAGAAGAAAAAGAAGCAGAAUCAAAGGCAACUUUCAGUUGCAGAGAUUGAAAGAGCCAUUGGUGCUGGCAUUUUCCGAGACAGAGAUACCAGCAGGGAAGCAAAGGAGAGCAAGACCUCGUUUGAUUCAAUUUUGUCAAAUUCUGAAGGAGAUGUGGAAAGGAAGCUAAGGGAAACUGAUGAAUGGCUUAUUGAUAAAACUGAAGACAUAUCUGCCUCUGCUGGAAAGAAGAUUUUAGUUGUUGUGUUUAAAUGGAUUCUACCCUUGUGGAUUCUUGCAUUUCUUGUGGCUUCUGGGAUGGUCAAUCUACCAUUUAGUACCCCAUUUCUUGAUGACUUACUUCUGUAAAGCAGUUUAAACUCAUAGAGACUUUAUGUUACUUUCUCUUUUAUAAAAUAUAUGUACUACUUCUUCCUUAAUAAAGAGGAAAUCUGGACAAUAAACUACUUAAAAGCUGAAAAAUAAUUUCAAAAGAUCAAUGUGUUGAAGCCAAUGUUGAAAAAAAUAAGAGAAGGGGUUGAGAGCUAGCUGACUUGGUGAGCUCAUUUUUUUCCGCAGUUUAGGUGGGGGGUUCAGAACUCAUUAGUAGCGUUGUAUCCCCUCUUACCCUCCCCCCCAAACCCUUUCCCCCCUCCUGAUGUUAAAAAAAAUCAAGAGAAACAUGGUUUGUAGAUAUCUAAAGAAUAUGAUCUAAGCUUGGACGUAGUUAUCGCGAUCUAUAUAGUUUAGUGAUAGUAGUUUCUUCUACCUCUGGCAGAAUUUUCAAUUCUGGCGCGUUUGAAGAGAAUGUGUUGAGAAAUAUGAUUCUGUAUAUAUAUAUCCUCUUUGCACCAUUUUGUGUGUUUCUCACAAAUUACAUGAAAACAUUAUGUUUAAAUGUCGUAUUUAAAUGAGAAUGGCUUGUACUCAUGCAUUAGAGACGGAUUCAAAAAAAUGCUAAAAUGUCACAAGCUUUAUCAUUACAAUGAUAUCUUUCUUUGUAUUAAUGAGAUUGAUGUAACGACCCGAUCGAUCGUUUUGAGCUUUAGCGUUUCAUUUGGUGGUUUGAGACUUUGAGUAGCUUCAUAUGAUGUAUAACUUGAGUGUAUGGUCGGUUUUUGUUUUCGAGUGGUUCAGGAUUGAUUUUGAAGAAUGACUCUUGAUUUGGAAACUUUAAGUUGGAAGAGUUGACCAAGUUUUGAUUUUAAACGGACUCGGAAUCGGGUUUUAAUUAUUUCAAUAGGUUCGUAUGAUGAUUUGGACUUGUACAUAUGUUCGAAUUUGGUUUCGGAGGUUCUUGGAAGAUUUGACAUUAUUUGUUGAAAGUUGGCAAUUUGAAGAACCUAGUAGUUCAUAAGUUUGACCAAGAGUUGAGUUUGAUGUUAUUGGACUCCAAUUGGUGUUCCGAGACUUUGGAUAGAUCUAUAUAGUUGAAUUGAAGUUGUGUGCAAAGUUUGAAAGUAAUCUGAAGUAUUUACGUGUGAUUCAGACAUUCUUUUGAAAGAAUGGAGAUUUAACAACUUUAGAGAAAUUCUAUUCGGUUUGAGCCU
This is a messenger RNA of Nicotiana tabacum (common tobacco), 1832 nucleotides long. RefSeq names its product putative NAD(P)H dehydrogenase subunit CRR3, chloroplastic. Lineage: Eukaryota; Viridiplantae; Streptophyta; Magnoliopsida; Solanales; Solanaceae. The record is from RefSeq and is a predicted model, not a curated record. Gene Ontology annotation, biological process: photosynthetic electron transport in photosystem I. Gene Ontology annotation, cellular component: NAD(P)H dehydrogenase complex (plastoquinone); chloroplast thylakoid membrane.